CGAUAUCAACAUCUCACCUGAUGACGUUCAACGUGCUCUUCUCUCUCUCGAUGACAACAAAGCUACUGGGCAAGACAAAAUUCCGGCAAAGUUGCUUAGAUGUUGUGCUCCAUACAUUUCCUCAUCCCUUGCUGAUCUCUUCAAUAGAAGCUUAACUUCCGGUAGUGUACCAGCCGAAUGGAAAGUUUCUAAUAUAAUACCCAUUCCUAAAGGUGGUCAAAAGAACGAAGUUUCAAAUUAUCGACCCAUAUCUUUACUUCCAAUUGUAUCAAAGGUGCUCGAGCGUUGCAUAUACGACCAAUUGAUCAACCAUGUCUCAAGUGAACUGCAUAACCUCCGAUAUGGAUUUCUCAGGGGGAAGUCUACAACAUCACAAUUACUAAACGUUCUACACGAAUUUGGUGAGUCACUCGACAAGAGAAUCCAAACUGAUGUCCUUUAUCUCGAUUUCGCUAAAGCGUUUGACAGGGUCGAUUAUCAGCUGCUUCUCAAGAAACUUAGUAAUUUUGGAGUUUGCGGAAACUUGCUGAGCUGGUUUCAUAACUAUCUAUCAGAUUGCCAUCAAAAAGUUACCAUUUUAGGAAAAACAUCCCGAUCAAUACCCGUUCUAUCAGGUGUUCCUCAGGGUUCAAUCCUUGGCCCUUUAUUGUUUCUUGUAUACGUGAAUGAUCUGCCCGAAAAGUCCACCACAUCGUCUGUUGCUCUGUUCGCUGAUGAUACCAAGUGUUAUCAUGCCAUAAGAACAACAGAUGACGUAAAAGCUCUCCAAUGUGAUCUGGAUGGAAUCAGCCUAUGGUGUCGGACGUGGCGCAUGAACCUUAACGAAACUAAGUGUAGAGUUCUUAAGGUAACAAGGAAUCUCAAACCCAUGCAGUCAUCUUACCAUCUCAACAACGAUAACUCAGCCAACUCAACGGUUAUCCGCAAAAGGCUUGUUCAAAAAGAUCUUGGCGUUCUCAAAAGAUCUUGGCGUUCUCAUUACUGCAGAUCUCAAAUGGAACCAACAAGUCUCUGCUGUAUGUGCGAAAGCAAACAGAAUGCUUGG
This is a messenger RNA of Paramuricea clavata, 1045 nucleotides long. NCBI's taxonomy places the organism in Eukaryota, Metazoa, Cnidaria, Anthozoa, Malacalcyonacea, Plexauridae. The record is from the annotation of a GenBank genome assembly.